Aedes albopictus (Asian tiger mosquito) is the source of this 2573-nucleotide messenger RNA. RefSeq names its product elongator complex protein 2 (gene Elp2). The record is from RefSeq and is a predicted model, not a curated record. Gene Ontology annotation, molecular function: protein binding. NCBI's taxonomy places the organism in Eukaryota, Metazoa, Arthropoda, Insecta, Diptera, Culicidae. The coding region runs from base 185 to 2548 and encodes 787 amino acids. Gene Ontology annotation, biological process: tRNA wobble uridine modification. Gene Ontology annotation, cellular component: elongator holoenzyme complex. The transcript is spliced from 5 exons.
UGGUGCAUCAAUCAAAUUGAUGCAUGUGCUGAUCGACCAGAGGCAUUAUUUUCUUGUUCUCUGGAUUAGUUUUAUCGGGUUUUAUCAAUAAUUCAAUAACUAAUUGAAAAAAUAGAACAAUUAUUGUUCUAGCUACAACAUUGAUUUCAUUCUGCCGCAAUUCUGAUAAUAAACUCCGUCCCAGAUGAUCGAGAUCAAAAACCGCUACACAUCGGUAGCCUGCAACCGCACAACGGAAGCCCUGGACUGGGGACAAGAUGGGUUGAUUUACUAUGCCGCCUGUCACUCGAUAGCUGUAUUCGAUCCAAAGUUCCACGGAUCGGCUAAAAUUGUCCGUACUCUGAGUGGCCACAAGGCUCGUGUCAACACGGUGAAAAAGCUCCGCGAUGUACCGGUUUCGGCAGAGGGUGCGAUCGACCUUAUAUCCGGUUCGGAUGAUUCUAGCUGUAUACUCUGGAACAGCCUGGAUCCGCAUAAACCUUGGUGGUGCACGUUGAAGGGGCACACUAAAGGAGUGACACAGGUGGAAGGAGUCUACACGGCGGAGGGUUUGUUGGUAGUGGCAACGGGAUCGGCGGAUAGUACCAUUAAACUGUGGAAGUUUGGUGGCGAGGAGUUCGCUUGCAUCCAGACGAUAGACCUGAAGAGCGGAUACUGUUUCGCAUUGAAGUUCUUCCAGCUGCCGGGAUGUGAAAGUGUGAUGCUUGCCUGCGCGAUGGACAAUGAUCUGAUCCAUCUGUACGCAAAGGAAGAGGAGCAGUACGUUUUGGUAGAGAAGCUGAGAGGUCAUACGGAUUGGGUCAGAGGGUUGGAUUCCAUCCGGGAAGGUGCGGACGUGCUGCUGGCCAGUGCUUCCCAGGACAGUUUCAUUCGACUCUGGAGGAUUUCCCCACGCGAACAGGUACGAGCUCAAAGAUCGUUUGAGGAAUUUUCCGCCGAUGAGGACAUUGUACUGGAGGAGCGGGUGUUCAGCGUUACAGCCGAGGGGCAGCAAUUCCAUUAUGCCCUGGCUUUGGAAUCGGUACUUCAGGGUCACGAAGGAUGGGUCUAUGGGGCGCACUUCAUCCGGCAAGAAGACAAGCUGAAUCUGCUGUCCAGUUCGAUCGAUAAGACCCUGACGGUUUGGACCCCUUCGGAGUCCGGGGUGUGGUUUGAAAGCGUUCGCGUGGGCGAGGUAGGAGGUGCUUCGCUGGGAUUCUACGGAGGAAAGUUUGCACCGGAUGGGAAAGCUUUCAUCGGUCAUGGAUUUCAAGGUAGUCUCCAUCUGUGGCAACAGGACGCGGCCAAUGGAGGCGUUUGGAAACCCGGCACAAUCGUCGGAGGACACUUCGAAGCCGUACGGGACUUGACGUGGGAUCCGGAGGGCCGGUUCGUCGUGACAGUGUCGGCUGAUCAGACCACUAGGAUACAUGCCCCGUGGCCUCGGUCCUUGGGAGCAGACGACGAGGCCGUUACGUGGCAUGAGCUCGCACGGCCGCAGGUUCACGGUCACGAUAUGCAGUGUUUGUCUCUGUUGUCGAGGUACCGGUUUGCCAGCGGCGCGGAAGAGAAAAUCGUGAGGAUAUUCCAGGCUCCGGCAAAUUUUGUGGACAAUCUGCGGCAGCUGUGCGAAAUUGAGGACGAUCCGGAAGGGGAGCACAUUUUGAAAACCACACCGAAGGGUGCCUCGGUGCCAUCGCUUGGCCUGUCCAAUAAAGCUGUCUACAACGUCGAAGCGGAAGGCGCUACUACCAAACACGUGAAGGAUAUCUAUCCGGAGCACUACUUCGUCCCCAUUAAACUGGAAUCGCCUCCGGCCGAGGAAACCCUCAUGCAGAACACCCUCUGGCCCGAGAUGCAGAAACUGUACGGCCAUGGGUAUGAAAUCUACGCUCUGGCUUCGACGCGGGACGGACGCUUCCUGGCAUCAGCCAGUAGGGCAACUUCGCUGGAGCACGCUCGCAUUCUCAUCUGGAACACGACCAACUGGAAAAUUCUCCAGAAGCUGGAAGCGCACCAGCUUACGGUUACCCAACUGGCCUUUUCGCCGGAUAACCGAUCUUUGCUGGCCGUUUCCCGCGAUCGAACGCUGUCCGUGUUUGAGAAUAGAUCGCCGGACGUAGAAGGAUGUGAUUUCCAGCUGGUGACCCAUACGGACAAGCACACCAGCGUGCACGGUCGGAUCAUUUGGUGCUGCGAUUGGUCGCACGAUUCGGUGCACUUCGCUUCUGGAUCGCGCGACGGGAAGGUAGUUCUGUGGGAUCGGAAAGAUGCGGGGAAGUACGGAGCAUGCAGUGUGUUGGAAUUGAAGGGAGAGUCCGUGACCGCUGUGGCUUUCGGCACGAGGAAGGUGGAAGACGAUCGGUACAUGGUGGCCGUUGGACUGGAAAAGGGUACAAUACAGUUGUACGGAGUACUACAGCAGGACUGGAAGUUGUUGGCGACCAUCGAUGAAUCAUGUGGACAUCAUCUCACUGUGAAGCGAUUGGCGUUCAAACCAUCUGGUGAGGGUAUACAGCUUGCAAGUUGUGGUGACGAUAAUUUCGUAAGGGUUUACGAUAUAUGUUGAUAGCGAUCGUUCGCUAGGUACAAUC